AUGCACAUCGUUUCCAAAUGUGAAGAUAUUGGAGAAGAUUACAAUGAUACUUAUCAAUUUUAUGACAUAUCUCCAUCUUGGAUGUAUCAAAUCAACAAUCAAACUUACAGUAUUGAUGGAACAUUGGGCCAAACGGGUUCUGAUUUUCUUGUAUUCCCAAAAACGGCUAUAAAGCCUGAAAAAUGUUCUGUUCACUCUAUUAAGAACUGUACAAAGAGAACAAUUGAAAAAUAUCUCAACGCUAAAAGCACUUCAUUCGUUAGACAACUAUCCGGCGGUGUUGCAGUUUACGGAACGUUCAAGGUUUACGGAACAGUUUACGGAACGUUCAUUGCAUUAUUUUUUCCAAAAACGAGUGUGAUUUUCAGAAGAUACUUGAUUUACACGAGCAUCGAACUGCUACCGAUUAUAUAA
This is a messenger RNA of Caenorhabditis briggsae, 414 nucleotides long. The transcript is spliced from 2 exons. Bases 1 to 414 code for a protein of 137 amino acids. The record is from RefSeq and is a predicted model, not a curated record. Lineage: Eukaryota; Metazoa; Nematoda; Chromadorea; Rhabditida; Rhabditidae.